Nematocida parisii ERTm1 is the source of this 291-nucleotide messenger RNA. RefSeq lists its product as uncharacterized. The coding region runs from base 1 to 291 and encodes 96 amino acids. The record is from RefSeq and is a predicted model, not a curated record. Gene Ontology annotation, cellular component: COPII vesicle coat. Gene Ontology annotation, biological process: DNA-templated transcription; intracellular protein transport; endoplasmic reticulum to Golgi vesicle-mediated transport. The transcript has a single exon. Lineage: Eukaryota; Fungi; Microsporidia. Gene Ontology annotation, molecular function: zinc ion binding; nucleic acid binding.
AUGUUCUGCAGCUCGUGUGAAAAGUACUUAAACGCAUACUCAAUGCUAUGCAACUUCUGCAAUAAAAAGAAUACUCUUAAACUAGACUCAAAAAGAACAUUAGAGAAGACAUAUGUCCAGAAAACAGUAAAAGAGAGACAUAAAGGAGCAAAAAUCAAAGAGGAGUGCCCAGAGUGUAGAUCGGAAUAUUUGUACUAUUAUACCAUGCAGUUAAGGUCGGCAGAUGAAGGACAGACAGUUUUCUAUGAGUGUGAUUGUGGAUACAAACAAAACUCAAUACAUAAACAAUAA